AUCAACUUCAGGGGACAGAAAUGUCAAGAUAACAAUAGAGACAUUAUCUGAGCAACCACAAUCAACUGAAACCACCCAGACAGAGAGAAGCAGCUCUCCAAGAAUAACAUCAAAUUCAGGAAACAGGAAUGUCCAGAUAUCGAUAGAGACAUUAUCUGAGCAAUCAAAAACAACUGAAACCCAGGAGACCGAGAGAAGCAGCCCUACAAAACCUAGCCCACGUUCCAGAGAAAGUACUACUACAUUCACAGAAACUAGAUACCGAGUUCCAGAGUCACUUCAAGACACAAUGCUUGAAUCAAGCCCCAGCAGAUCCAACUCGCACACCACAGUCAGUACAACUCGUUCCACAAAUCCCGUAUACACAGAGUAUCUAGAAGACAGCGACUCCAGAUCAAGGAGAACUGUUUCUAGUUCAAUGGAAAAAAUUACAACAACUACAACAGUGGAAUCCCGAUAUGACAAUGCUUCCUCUGGGGACACAAGUCAGUAUGAUCCUCAGUCUUCCAGCAAUAAAGGAAUCCUUUUUGUUAAGGAGUAUGUCAACACAAGCGAGAAUCUGAAAUCUCCAACCACUACUGGAAGCCUCCCAGACUUCUCAGGUGACUCUGAGAUGUUAUCCUACAACACCAGUUCCAGUUAUCUGUACAGCAGUCCGCCAAGGAGGUCUGAGGAAGGUCCCUGCACAUACUGUGGUCGUGAAAUCAAAGACUGUGCCAAGAUCAUGCUAGAUCACCUUAACAUCUACUGCCAUGAGUAUUGUUUUAAGUGUGGAAUUUGCCACAAACCAAUGGGAGAUUUGAUUGACAGCAUCUUCAUUCAUCGGGAUGUGGUUCACUGUGAGAGCUGCUAUGAGAAGCUCUUCUAGCUGGAUAACACAUUAUAGUGAAGACCAAGAUGGGAACUCUGAAUCACCAGCAAACCUCUAGAUUCUUAUUAUUGGCUGAACACGAACAAGUUAUUACAUAUGAAAGUAUUUUUCCUAAUCAUGAUCAUUUGCUUAUAACAUCUAAGAUAAAUGUUUUUGGAGUUAAGGGAUUGCAUCCUUUCACUGUGAUCGACAUCUGUAUAUAUAUAUUGAAGUGAGAUAUACAUACAUUGAUGUCAUAGGUCUUUUCUGACUCUUAUAUAUUACUGUACUGAACAAAUUCUUAUCCAGACAUUGCAUGAGUGAGUGCAGUCUGCUUAGUGAG
This is a messenger RNA of Nanorana parkeri, 1193 nucleotides long. RefSeq names its product zinc finger protein 185-like. Bases 290 to 868 code for a protein of 192 amino acids. The record is from RefSeq and is a predicted model, not a curated record. The transcript has 10 exons. NCBI's taxonomy places the organism in Eukaryota, Metazoa, Chordata, Amphibia, Anura, Dicroglossidae.